Molecule: messenger RNA, 623 nt
Organism: Orbicella faveolata
Lineage: Eukaryota; Metazoa; Cnidaria; Anthozoa; Scleractinia; Merulinidae
Source: RefSeq, a predicted model, not a curated record
CCUACGUAGUUAAUGCUUCACAUCAGUGCUCAAGAUACCGUCUGUUUUCUUUAGGAGGGUGGUUUCAAGUCUUGCGCGGAGAUAUACCAGGAAUUUCCUCAGACCGAAAGUGGUUAUUACUGGGUAAAUAUUGGAAAUAGAGAAGCCCAAGUUUAUUGUGAUAUGAAGAAUUAUGGUGGCGGCUGGACUUUGGCUGUGAGUAUCAGCUCCAAGAAUAACGAUCAUCUUCAAAGAAAUGUCAACAGCUGUCUUAACUCAAUACUGUGCGUGUCUUUUGCUGAGAAUAACAUUACAGGCCGGAAACUAAGCGACGAGGAUAUACAUAAACUGGCACAUAAUGAAGGAAUAUUCAGAGUGGAUGUAUUGGUUACUCAAGUCGUUGUGUUUUACCAGAUACCAAGUGGACCUGAACAGUUCGACUCUUCUUGUGCCAGAGGAAAAUGUCCACGCAUCAUCAUUUCCCAUUCUUACCCAUAUGAGUGGGAGACCAACAACUGCACUACUACUGAUGUGGGAUAUCGCAUUAGUCACGGAUGUCAUAGCGGUAAGCAGGGAUGAUGAACUAAUGGUCAGUGUAUAUUCUUUUAAAUUCCUUCCAAUUCAAGCCAAGAACACAGCAAAAG